Messenger RNA from Ornithodoros turicata, 7270 nucleotides. RefSeq lists its product as uncharacterized. The coding region runs from base 661 to 6441 and encodes 1926 amino acids. The record is from RefSeq and is a predicted model, not a curated record. Gene Ontology annotation, molecular function: protein binding. Lineage: Eukaryota; Metazoa; Arthropoda; Arachnida; Ixodida; Argasidae. The transcript is spliced from 5 exons.
UGAGGAUAUCCUUUCCCGGAAAUUCGGAUCUCCCUGGGAGACAAGACAUUUUUCCGACAGACGUCCCCCACAUAUCUCCGAGUGGCCACGGUUUGGAGUUCCCACAAAUAUCCGUCGUUUGUCCUCGCAGGAUGUUACACGGAGAUGGCGGGACGUUGCACGGACUUACAUGCAUAUCCCUUGCAAGGUCAAGUGAAGUACGUAACUACAAAGCAUGAAGCAGGCAUCAUAUGGAAUUUGAGACAAGACUGCUUCCGCCACACUUGUGACGUCACGUCUCACCCCUAACGAUGACGGAUCAUUGGGUGCCUUGAAAGUCACGUGGCACGUUGCAGGAGGGCCAUUGGUCCGACGUGGCGAUCGUAUCGAAAGUGAUCGACGGAACUAGGAAACAAUGAGCGCGGGGACCAAGGACUGACAACGGUGAUCCGCAGGGUACGGGGACAAAUAUCACGUGAUGUCCAACAAAGCAUGCAUUCGUUGAGCCAUUCGACGACACUUUUCAUCCAAUCAAGGGCACCCAGGGAACUGCGGCGCUUGUACACUGGUAUAACGACGUAAAUAAGAUACCGUGCUCGUACUCUGCUACCUGAGCUGCCCAGGACCUUGUCCUGUUUCCUUGCCCUGUUGUAAGGAAUUUCUCGCUUCAUCUCCAAAGGCAUGGCUUCGACACCUGAAUUUGAUCUCAACAUGGAAAGGUCGCCACAGUGGGAAGACCUCAGGAAGGAAAUGCACGAAGCCAUUGUGGCGAAAGAUGAGGCCCGUGUUCUAAAGUGCCUGGAUGCUGCACCUGAUUUGAAACUGUGGUUGGAUCCUGUCACAAAAAGGUCAGCUCGUUACAAAGCAGUCGAAGAGAAAGCCAUCCGUAUACAUGGCCUUUUAGUCUCGCGUGAAUGUGGACUCAAGAACACAGAAGAAUCUUUGUGUUACCAACAUCUCACACCCCUUGAACGAGCUGAGAUUCGUCGCCAACGAUAUUACACCACGGAAUGCGAGAGCUCUUACAUUGACUAUUUGAAAAGCAAAUCUGUGAGCGUCACCAGAUGUGAUGACUUCGGUGUACGAUUGGAGAAGAUGUUUGAGCAGCUCUCUGGUGAUGAAUUAAACCGGAUUAUUCUGAAAGUGGCUGCAAGAACACCGCACCUAGAAAUAAGGUUCGACUACAACAGUGAAAAUGUUCAAGGGACCACGGGAAGCUGCAACAGAGGUGACAUAGGCCUUACUUUCUGCAAAGAACAAAGAGUGUUCGUCGCGGGUCGUGCUGCAGAAGCCAAAGUCUGCGGAACACUUAUUCAUGAGUUAUGUCAUAUGGCACUUUACCUAGUGUACAGGAACGAUGGUAAGCCAUAUUACACCAAUGAUACGGAGAGCGAACAGCGAUACAAAGACAUUCUGAAUGACAUAAGACCAAGGCAGAGAGAACUGAACGUUCUCAUCCAACAAGCUUUUAUGGACACAAAUGAAGAAGAAGAGUUAAUUGUACGGAUUCCUCACGUUCUGGUUCAAUAUGGUUGCGAGGAAGGUAGUAGGGUUCUGGAACAGGAAGUUCCAAAACUGCUAAGGUUUUUCAAGGACCAUGUCAUCCCGGACAUGCGAGAAUACAUUAAGAGUGGAAUCCCCUCGGCAGACGCCGAAAGGAUCAAAGAAGAAAACGCCAGGCUCCAAAGAUCUUUCAACAUUGGCAAACUUAACAUCAAUUUCGAAAAGCCAUUAAAGACCAGUAUCUGGAAACAAGGGUCGCUUCACGUACUUACCGGUCCAGAGCUGAGCCUUCUCGAAAUAAUGGUUCACAACGCCGUGCAAUCUUCCGGCCAGCCAUACUUGUUUUUCGAAACAUCCCAGACGGACUGGACACAUGUGUUAGUGGACUACAAAUGUGCAUUUGUGCUCGUGACGGUCCGUCCUAACACAGACUUCGGACAGGGCCUCAGAUUUUUGAGUGAAGUGUCCCGUGUGACCGGAGCGAAAGUCAUCUUGCUUGUGGAAGACAGUGGCAAGGAUGACUUGUUGAAGCAAGUGGAAGAAGAAGCACAUUUUGACAAGAAACCUUUAGUGUCUAACGUCCAUGAAGCGAGUUUGGAGCAUGUCGCGAAGAGGUGCAAAACAGAAGUUUUCGAAAAAUCUGUCCUAAAACUUCAGGGCAAAUAUGUUUCUGGCUUUCCUAAAGUAAUGAAUAUCGACACCUUCUUACGUUGUGUAGACACUUGGGUUUUCCUAAAGCUAUGUGAAUCACUGGUCAUUGACGUGGGUCCUCUGCUUCAUGAACUAGAAGGAAGUGUUAAGAACUGUUAUGUGGAGCGAGUGUUUACAAGGGCCGUGGAAGUUGACCUGAAAAAGUGCAGAAUGGACGACGAGAAUGAGGCUUUCGCACUUCUGGGGUGUCCGCAUGAUUGUGUUGCAGAACUUGUACCUCAAGGUUAUGAGGCAAAACAUCAAGAUAAUUUGACGCGUUUUGAAAAGUUUGUGGUCCUUCAGGAGACAUGUGACUACGAAGCUCUCCUACGAAAUGAUAAUUACAGAGGGAAGGUAGUGCAUUUGCUAAGGCUAAACGAAUCCCGUAAUGGACUCUUGUGGACCAAAUCAAAUGGACGUCUCAGUCACCUUCCAAUGACGGGAAGUGGCGAUUAUACUACAGAGACGUUGCUGAACGUGCCUGGGAAGGUCGUCCUCGUGUCUGGCGCACCUGGUAUGGGAAAGAGUGUGCUGGCAUCGCGGUUGUGUACAGAGUUGAAAACUCAAGACAAGAAGCGGUGGGUGCUCUACGUCGACCUUCCUCAGAGAAUGGCAUUAGUGAAAACUGCGUCGCCUAGUCUGGGAUAUCUCGCGGAUCUGUGCCAAGUACGAAAUGAUGGUCUGGAGUUCGCUUUGUUCGAGGAAAGCUUGAAGAAUGGAAGCCCUUUCGAGGUCGUCGUCACGUUGGAUGGCUUCGAUGAAGUCAACGAGGAAUGCCGCAACUGUGUGCUGCAACUUGUAUCGUUUCUAGCCAACAGAAAAGUUUACAAGGUGUACCUGUUUUCUCGCACUGUGUUUAAAGCCCAUGCACAAGAUGCCUUGCACACAGUGUCAUAUGAUCUCGUUCCUUUUUCUGAUGAAAACCAGAAUGAAUUCCUCACAAAACAUAGGGCCCAAAGAGAAACUCUGGCCACCAGGAAUGACGGACUUGCGCAAAAAUUCCAGCAACUGUACGCGUCGUUGAAGGAGGAAAACGGAACAAUCCUGGAAACCCCUCUCCUACUUCGUAUGAUGGCUCAGAUGGAGAGCGGGGAAGUUACAAAGUCUGACGAUUACUCUUCGCUCCUUAAUGUUGCUGACAUUUGUGGCGGCAGGAUAUAUACUGUACACAUCUACAUGAUGUUUGUGGAGUACAAGCACCUUGUGCACCGAAAGGAAAAGGUGAAAGAAAACAUCUCCCUAUGUGCAGUGCGAGGGGACAACGAUACCGCGAAGUCUCCAUUCUACGCAAACCACGGUCUCCUCGCUAUGAAGUGUAUAUUUCCUCAGAAUGACUUGGAAGUCUUAUUGAAUGAAGAUGAACUAGAGCAGUUAGAUCCCGAAGGAAAAUUCAUCGAGGGCAUUGCGGACAAUUCUCUCAAAGAAGGUUUUGUGAAUAGAAUUAACGGAGGAAUUCCAGAGUUCGUUCACAAGACUUUCGCUGAAUUCUUCGCAGCUCACUACCUGUUGGAAAGGACAAGAGCCAGAAAAAGAUCGAGCUUUAGGAAAAAUGUCAUCGGACUGUACGGUAAAGAAGACUACGAGGCUGUAAUGCUGUUGUUCGAUGGACUGGCGUCGAUGUCCUAUCCACUUCACUCUGCCUUGAUAAACAACGACGCUUCAUAUUUUGAGCAACGUGAUAUCCAAACAGAAGACAUGCAUGUUGUCGAUGAACUCCAAAGGACUCCAUUGCACGUAGCUGUCCUGCAUGCUGAUAAAAAGACAUUGGACAAGCUUCCAAUGAAUGAUGAACUAAUCAAGGAUGAUUUGUUCAAAAUGUCACCAUUCAAGUACGUGGAACUCUUCUCCCCAUGGGAUGCAGAGUGGAUGACAGGGGUGAUAAAAUAUUUGAGGGAUAAGUCCUUUUUAACAAAUAUGCAGACGCAAUAUUUGUGGCCAAUAACUCGAGCUGUGACUCCAGCUGUGACUCGAGCUAUGGUUCCUGCUAUGACAGAGAAACUCAACGUAUUAUGCGCUCGAUGCAGUGAGGAAGCAGUGAAAUAUUCUACCGAAAAUCUGCGCAGAUGUGAAACCUUCGAGCUAAAGAGAAGUUUUCUAGAGCGGGCUAUAUUCACAGCUGUGAUAUACGACCUACCAGACAUUUUAGACGUGUGUCUGAGCUAUGUGUCCCAGAAAGAGAGUACCGUAAUCCUAGACAGAGACACCACGGACCAAUUAGAAUCACGCAAGAAACGAAGCUUGAGAUGUUCUGCAGAGCCUUCGCUAAUUGGAGACCUUGAUGGUAUCAGAGGCAAUGACAAUAGAACUGUGCCUUUUUACUCAAAGUCUGCGGUUGUUUGCAAAAUGCUCCUUCCUUACUGCGAUAUGAGAAUUCUUGACAAGGAUGGAAACACAAUGUUGCACAUUAGCGCGAUGUGUGGAAAUCUGGAGACAACACAGUUUUACCUCGCACAUUUAUCCGCUAACAAUAGAAAUAGAAAAUUUCAAACCCCUUUGCAUUUGAGUGAAGAUGCAGAGAUUGUGAAGCUACUUCUUCCUCUUUAUCCCUCAGUGAAUGUUCUCGAUUAUGAGCAACAAACUCCUAUGGAUAGAUGUGCAGAGAGAGAUGAUUUGGAGGCCAUCAAGUUGUUACUCCUUCGCACUCGGACAUAUGACACACAUCACAUGAGACUGAACACAACACUUCAUGUGGCUUCGGACUCUCUUUCCCUUAAAGCUGUGACGUUUCUUGUACCUCACACAAAUGCGCACACGCUCAACUACAAAGGAAAAACGUGCUUAGACGUUGCUUGGACAAGUGGGAAUCGGUUGAGUUUGGAGUCCAACGUUGUGAGAUGUCUCAUCCCACACUUGCUGUUGAACUCCCCUGAAACGUUGGGCUCAUCACCGUUGUACUUCUGGGCGGAAGGUGGUAGAAGGAAAGUGAUGCAAACUCUAUGGCCUUAUUUGCGACACACUGACCCUAGGCAUGCACAGAGGAUCAGCAGAAGCUACGUGUUUGCGUGGAUGAAAAGGGAUUUCCAAGAAGAAAUUUGGGGUCUGAAACUUCUCUUCCUCCACUUAGAUGUCAUCGCUGGUGAUCCUUAUAGCCGUAAACUGCUACAUGAUAUGGCCAAGAAGAAGCUACUUUGGAUAAAAGUAAAUGAUAUUAAUUACAUGAAGCUGUUACUGCCGCAUUUAAAUCUCAGUGAGCAGGAUUAUGCAAAACGCAGAGUAAAAAAUGAUGACAUCGUUACCUUAUAUCGGAGAUGGUCGGACAUGAAUAACACCGAUGAUCCCAACAUUGACAAUGUCGACACGGAAAUGGUCGACGACGAUGGCAAUACGAAGUUGCUAAUAGAAGCAGAGGAAGGUAAUGUGGAAGCUGUGGAACUUCACCUCUCCCCUUCAUCCGUGUGCUUUACAGAUAAAAAAGAGAACACUGCAUUGCACUUGAGCGCGAGGAAGGGACACACAAAUGUUGUGAAGCUUCUCAUUCCUUUUUAUACAUCAGUGGACGUGAUCAAUGUGAAUCGAGAAACGCCCAUGCAUGUCUGUGCCUCAAAGGGACACCUGGACGUUGUAAAGUUAUUAUUACUCCGCUCUAGGAUGAGUUCCCGUGACGAGUAUGGAUGGACACCUCUUCACUUGGCCUGCAUAAGUGAUGCCGUUGAUAUCGUGAACUUCCUUCUUCCCCACUCCUUCCCUAAUAUGCGCGACACUUGGGGUUCCACGUGCUGCGCUCUUUCCGCUGAAGGAAGGAAAAUGAAUGUUCUCAGAUGCCUCAUCCCUCACUCUCUUAUACACUGUCCUAAUUCAGUAGGCGAAUCACCAACGAAAACCUGUGCUGGAACAGGAAAGCUGGUGACAUUAUUGCCAUAUUCCUGUGAUUAUGACGUUGCGAGUUUAUUGACGCCUCUCCGGCUGCCAUUUAGUACGGACAAUAUCAGUAUGGGAAAGACAUCUUGUCUGAAACUGAUGGUUCUCCACUCAGAUGUCAGUGCAGUAGACGUGUGUUUUCGCGAAGCACUCUACGACAUUGCACAGUCUUAUGGAGAGAGUAAUCCACACCUGCUUCUAGGAGAGACUGAGAUAUCAUGUUACUUGGAUCAUAUUCCUCUCUUGUUUCCUCAUACAAAUGUUUCUGCUAAGGGCGACGAAGGCAAGAAACUAUUACAAGACGUCAUCGAAAGUAGUAAAGUUAGAUUGGUUCAGAAGGAGCGUAGCUUAGUUCAGAAGAGGUUCAGCUUCCGUCAGAUAUGGACUCGCUUGAGUGACUUUCAUUCAUGAUGCUGACGAUUGUUGGCAACGGUUGUGGUUAAGUACCAAGUGGCACCGAGUUGUCAGUGGACACGAGCUCUUAAGAGGAUAUGGCUGUUUUAAGAGGGGCAUCAACAGCAGUAUACUGAGUCCUUGCCUUCCUCCGUGAAAAAAAAAAGUAAAAAUAAAAAACUUUUGCAAUGGCCAUGGCUACUGCCUAUAUCUUUUUUUCCCUUGUUCAUGUUAUAGUGCUCUAGUCACCAGUUUCGCUACCAGGAAAGCUGGCUGGGUUAACUUUUUGAAGUAUGUUCUUUCCGUAGUAUUUAUUUUAAUUUAUCUUUGUAUUUAUUUAAACUAGAUUGUUAAGUUUGUUACCUUUGUUUGGCGCUGUAUGACGAAAGUUCCUUUGGUGCACUAAAAGCUGAAUCAUCAUUAUUAUUCUUUGUGUUACCAACCACUGUUCGGUAGAUAGUCCAGAAGACGAUUCGGAAAUGUGUAAACACAUUUUUUUAAAACUCCUAACGUGUUUAGUUAUAUGGUUAGCUAUUUUAUACAACAGUACCUGUGAUUCUGUUUAUAUCGUACACCCCACCUUUAGGGGAGAUAACUGUAAUACAGCGAUUGUGCCCCACAUUGUUUUCUUUAAAAACAAAAGAGUCGUGCAGUGCUACACCUUUUAGGGUGGUAAUGGCUUUUGUGACAAUGUUAGUCCAAAAAUGUGUGAAGUUCACCCUGUACCUGUCACCCUGACCCGCGUUCAACCCUGGACAUAUAUGGGUCCCGACUUUACCACCCUGGGUGUCAAAAUGUAUAUACCGAAAUGUCUAAAAAUGUAAAUAAAAUACAUUGUUCUUUCGCA